Messenger RNA from Jaminaea rosea, 1957 nucleotides. RefSeq names its product peptidase S33, proline iminopeptidase 1. Gene Ontology annotation, cellular component: cytoplasm. Gene Ontology annotation, biological process: proteolysis. The transcript has 4 exons. Lineage: Eukaryota; Fungi; Basidiomycota; Exobasidiomycetes; Microstromatales. The record is from RefSeq and is a predicted model, not a curated record. Bases 197 to 1729 code for a protein of 510 amino acids. Gene Ontology annotation, molecular function: aminopeptidase activity.
GGGCGGACUGCACGUCGCCGCCUUACUGUCCUCAUCUCCUCCUCCCUCUCGUCACCUACUCACCAUCACAUCCAUAUCGCUCGCACGCUCGUCAGCUGCCAUUGGAGUACUGCGAGCAUCAUCAUAUUCGGCACAGCCGCUCAAUCCGUCAUCUAGCUUCCUCCUCGCUACUCCAACGCACAGCGUCAUCGCAGCCAUGAGCGGACCCAAUGCCCUUGCCAAGUUCAAGAAUCGUCUCUCAAGGUCCUUCAGCGGUAAGGCACCUGCUUCUGAUCCCGCCAAGGGCUCAGCUCCGGCGACGACUACCAAUGGCAGCAGCGCUACGGCUACCAAUCAGCCCACACCUGCGCCAUCCUCAACAGAAGCUGCGGCUCAGUCAGCUGGUGCUGCAUCUUCCACAACCGGACCAGCUCCAGGCUCAGCUUCAGCUCCAACUCCAACGCAGCCAAACGCCAACAAGGGCGCAGCAACAGCGUCCUCGCGCAGCCCGCCCCAAGCCCCGCCCAAGGAUGAAACCCCGCCCGAGGCCGCAGCUGGCGCUCAUUUGCCCAACUAUUCCUCGUCCGCUCGCUCCCUCAGCGGCGCCAGGUCAAAGCUCAGGACCCUUUACCCUGCCAUCGAGCCCUACAAGACGGGCACGCUCAAGGUCUCUUCUGAGGCCGAGGGUAAUCACGAGAUCUACUGGGAGCUGUCGGGCAAGGAGGGCGGAUACCCGGUCGUCUUUCUCCACGGUGGCCCAGGUGGUGGCUGCUCAGAGGACGACCGCCGUUGGUUUGACCCGAAGCACUACCAGAUCCUCACCUUCGACCAACGCGGCUCCGGCAAGUCGACUCCAGCUGCAGAGCUCACCGCCAACACCACCUGGCACCUCGUCGAUGAUAUCGAGCGACUUAGGACGGAGGUGGCUAGAGCAGACAAGUGGCACGUCUUUGGCGGUUCGUGGGGAUCGACCUUGUCCCUUGCCUAUGCACAGAAGCAUCCGCAGAGAGUGUCUGCGUUGAUCCUGAGGGGCAUCUUUACAUUGAGGAGGGCGGAGCUGCUCUUCUUCUAUCAGGAGGGAACCAGCUACAUCUGGCCGGAGCAACAUCAGCCUUACUUUGAGCACAUCCCAGCCGCAGAGCGAGGUGACAUCAUCGAGGCCUACUACAAGCGCCUCACAAGCGAUGAUCCCGACGUCCGCCUCGCAGCAGCCCGACGCUGGUCUACCUUCGAGAAUGCAACUUCCAAGCUCUACCUCGAUCAGCAACACAUCAAGCGCGGCGACGAUGACAAGUGGACUCUCCAAUUCGCCCGCAUCGAGUCCCACUUCUUCCAACACGGGGGCUGGAUGGAUGACGGCGAGCUGCUCAAGCCCAGCAACAUCGCCAAGAUUGCUCAUAUCCCUACCGUCGUAGUGCAAGGAAGGUACGACGUUGUCUGCCCAGCGAAGACUGCUUGGGAUCUACGCAAUGCUUGGCUACAGAGCGCAGAGGGGGGAAGGAAGCUGGAGUUCUUCAUUGUACCGGAUGCGGGCCACGCAUCCAAGGAGCCAGGAAUCAUGGACAAGCUCCUCUACGCUACCGACAAAUUCAGGGCCAUCGGAGCAACGCCCGCUGCUGCGGCUGCCACCUCUUCAUCCACCGAUGUGCCCAUCGCAGCUACUGCCGCGACCGACAACGGUACCGCGGCUGGAGCUCCCGCCGAGUCCUCCGCUGAUCGCUCCCCGGCAGCACCGGUUGCUGCGCAGUAGAAGAAGACAAAGACGGCAGGUCGGGAAAUUCAGCAUGGUCCUGCUGCGCGAGAGAACCUCGAGGAGGCUGUAGGAGGGAGGCGAACGGGAGGAACGAGGUGAAGGAAUCACUACCCAUCUAUCCAGCUAGUCGCAGCAUCGUUCAGCUGUACCGUACCCCCGUACUGCUCUGAAUCUGCUUUUCGUCGCUCGCCAAUAGCACUCGUGGACAGAUCAAGCUUUCAAAGG